Messenger RNA from Gigantopelta aegis, 1232 nucleotides. Its product is annotated as 39S ribosomal protein L1, mitochondrial-like. Bases 20 to 1072 code for a protein of 350 amino acids. Lineage: Eukaryota; Metazoa; Mollusca; Gastropoda; Neomphalida; Peltospiridae. The transcript is spliced from 9 exons. The record is from RefSeq and is a predicted model, not a curated record.
GGUAAUCUCCCUUACAGACAUGUCGGCCAUCAGUGUUUUGCAAGCUUUGAGACCAUUAUUGGUUGCUGCUUUGAGAACCACAUGUGUUAACAACCAUGCCAAGAGUACAUUUGUACCAGUCCGACACAAAACUACCAAGAAUCAGAGAAAGAAGGCGCCACAUGUUGCACAAGACAAAGGAAAGUGGUUAAAGAAAGCAACAAAGCAAACUGUUACUGAAACAAAGGACACAAGAGCAACAGAAACAGAAGCCUGGUUGUCACGGAAACCAGUGGAUAAUGUGUGGAUCAGGACAUACUACCCACGUCCCAGGUAUUCCUUUGAAGAGGCUCUCGCCAUGCAUAGGGAGUAUGCCAUUCCCGCCAUGCUUGAUAACGCAGAAGGAGUCGUUUAUGCAGACAUGGAGUUGAACAUGACAACAGCAAAGAAGACAAAGUUUAUGAAAUCGGUGUCAAGUACUUUACUUCUCCCCCACCAGUUCGAUGAUGAGGCUCAAAAGAGAUUUGCUGUUUUCUGUAAGAAAGCCGAAGACAUUGAAAAAGCAAAAGAGCUAAAAGCUGAUUAUGUUGGUGACAUUGAACUAGUCAGACAGAUUCAAGAUGGGUCAUUAGAACCGUCAGAUUUUGAGUUUGCACUUUCUACUCCGGACAUAUUUGUUGAAUUGAUUCCAAUAAGAAAUAUACUAAAAGGCAAAUUUCCUAACAAAGGAAAAGGUAACUUGAAUUCCAACAUUGAAGAGAUGAUAAGAUAUUUCAGAAAAGGCGUUUCUUAUGAGUCCAUAAAAGAAUCUGAUGCUGUGAGCAAAUUACAAGUACCUUUUGGGAAACUCAAUAUGUCUGACAAACAGCUGCUCGAAAACCUACACACUAUAAUCCAGUCCAUCUGCAAACAAAGGCCAGAAAAAUUAGGCCCAUUUAUCAAAAAAAUGUUUGUUAUUGCACCUCCAUCAACUGAACACUUCUUGUUGACAGUUGAAGAUUAUGUUCCUGGUUACAAAACCAAGAAAUUUGUGGAAACAGAAGAAGAAUCUGAUACAGAUGUCGAUGAACUCAGAAAAGAGGAGGCAAAUUAAGUGACCGAAGUGAUUAUAGACAACUUGUGCUGCCAUUUAAAUGUUUUUAACCUAAAUUAUCUAAAGGAAUUAAUGAAAGCUCAGUUUACAGACAAUUCACAGGAAGUAAAAGUGUGAUCCCAAUACAAAAACAGCAAAUAAAGAUAUGUUUGCAUAAUAA